AUGUCUGGGUGGAGGUACCUCAUCUGUGUCAGCACUUUGCUGAUCAUUCUCCUUGAAAUGACAUGCCAGGGACCUCCUGGCCCCCCUUCAUCAAACACAAAGCUGUUGAUGACGAGCUAUUCCAUGCGCUCCACUGUGGUGUCUCGCUAUGCCCACACCUUUGUCACAUCUGUCCUGUUCAAUCCACAUGCUGAAGCCCAGGAAGCUAUCUUUGACCUGGAUCUGCCUCGCCUUGCCUUUAUCUCCAAUUUCACCAUGACCAUCAACAAUAAAGUCUAUGUUGCAGAAGUCAAAGAGAAGGACCAGGCAAAGAAAAUCUACGAGGAAGCCCAUCGGCACGGAAAGACAGCUGCUCACGUAGGCAUCAGAGACCGGGAAUCAGAGAAGUUCCGCAUCUCCACCAGCGUGACAGCAGGCACAGAGGUGACUUUUUCCUUGGCCUAUGAAGAACUGCUGCAGCGGCACCAGGGCCAGUACCAGCUGGUGGUCAGCCUAAGGCCAGGACAAUUGGUAAAAAGGCUGAGUGUAGAGGUCACAGUGUCAGAAAGGACAGGCAUCGCCUAUGUGCAUGUACCACCUCUGAGGACCAGCCGCCUGCAUACCAACGCCCACACAAGUGUGGCUGACUCGCCCCCAUCCACCAGGAUCGAGAGGGGACAGACCUGUGUUCGGAUCACCUUCUGCCCGACACUGCAAGACCAGUCUGCCUUCUCCAGCUCAGGCAUCAUGGCCGACUUUGUGGUCCAGUACGAUGUGGCAAUGGAGGAUGUCAUUGGGGACGUUCAGGUUUACGAUGGCUAUUUCAUUCAUUACUUCGCCCCCAGAGGCCUCCCGCCUGUCGAGAAGGACGUGGUGUUUGUUAUUGACGUGAGCGGCUCCAUGUUUGGUACCAAGAUCAAGCAGACUAAAAAGGCCAUGAAUGUGAUCCUCGGUGACCUGCAGGCCAACGACUACUUCAACAUCAUCUCCUUUUCUGACACAGUUAGUGUCUGGAAAGCUGGAGGCUUGAUCCAGGCCACCAACCAGAAUGUCCACAGUGCCAAGGACUACUUGGGUCACAUGGAAGCUGAUGGUUGGACCGACAUCAACGCAGCUCUGCUGGCAGCUGCUUCAGUGCUGAACCAUAGCAACCAGGAACCCGGGAGGGGCCCCAAUGUGGGGAGGAUCCCUCUUAUCAUCUUCCUGACAGAUGGGGAACCUACGGCCGGCGUGACAACCCCCAGUGUGAUCCUCUCCAACAUCCGUCAAGCAUUAGGCCACAGGGUGUCCCUUUUCAGUUUGGCCUUUGGGGAUGAUGCUGACUUCCCACUGCUGCGUCGCCUGUCCCUGGAGAACCGGGGUAUAGCCCGGCGCAUAUAUGAGGACACUGAUGCAGCUCUACAGCUGGAGGGACUCUACAAGGAGAUCUCCAUGCCUCUGCUGGCAGAUGUGCGUCUGGACUACCUGGGUGGCUUGGUUGGGGCCUCCCCUUGGGCCCUUUUCCCCAACUACUUUGCUGGCUCGGAGCUGGUGGUGGCAGGCCAGGUGCAGCCAGGUGAGCAAGAGCUAGGCAUCCACCUGGCAGCCCGUGGCCCCAAGGGUCAGCUUCUUGUAGCCCGCCACAGCGAAGGGGCCACCAACAGCAGCCAGAAGGCCUUUGGUUGCCCAGGGGAGCCAUCUCCCAAUGUGGCCCAUUUUAUCCGCCGCCUCUGGGCCUAUGUCACCAUUGGAGAGCUUCUGGAGGCACACUUCCAAGCUCGUGACACCACCACUCGCCACCUGCUGGCUGCCAAAGUCCUCAACCUGUCCCUUGAAUACAACUUUGUCACACCUCUGACUUCACUGGUCAUGGUGCAGCCCAAGGAGGACAGUGAGGGGGUCAGGAGACAGACCUUCACCACAGCUGGGCCAAGCACCAUCAUGCCCUCACCCAGCAGUAGGCAUGGGCUAGGGACAAGCACACCUCAGCCAGCCGUAGUGCCCAAGAUCUCCCCAAAAUCAAGGCCUGCAAAACCAAAGUUCUACUUAUCCUCCACUGCUACUGCCUCUACCAAGAAGAUGCCCAUUUCCAAGGAGUUGGAGCCAAUGGGCCAGAGUCCUAGUACCCUACCAACCCCAGCACACCCAAAGCCCAAACUGCCAACCCAACAGAAUUCUAGCAUCUUGGCCCAGCCAACUCUCAGGACAAAAUCUGCUGUCCUUCUGCCCUCAAAUUCUGGUGUUCUAUUGCCUCUGAAGCCCAGCACUCCAUCACACCAGAAUCCUGGUAUCGUAUUACCUGUGAAUUCUAAGAUGCAAGUCCCACCUCUGAAUCCUGGCACCCCAACCCAGCCCAAAGCUGGUACUAUGAAACAUGUUACUCCACUGCAUUCCAAACCUGGUGCUCCAUUACACCCCCAGCCUGGGGUACAUGCAGCACAGUCACCCAAAGGCCUGCCACAGCCCAGACCUGGAGACUCCACACUUCAGAUCCCCAAACACUCACCACACACCAGACCUAGGGUUCCUGCUCCCAAGACUCCAAACAAACUGCCACACCCCAGACCUGGGAUUCUGUUACCCAAAACCCCUAAAAUCCAAUCACCUCUUAAACCUAGUGCCCCACUGCACCAAACUUCCACAAGCUUAUCAGUUUCCAAGCCUGGGAUCCCAAUGCCCCAUACACCCCAAAUUCCACUUCCCCCUAGACCUGCCAGACCCAGGCCCCCACCUCCUCAGAGCCUAAGUACAUUCCCAAACACAGUCUCAAGUCCCACAGGUCCCAGCAGUACCAUAACCACCUCUGUCCUUGGAGAACCCCUCCCUACCCCCUUUACCCCCACCCUGCCCACUGGAAGACUUUGGCAUCAGCGUGACCUGCUGCUGGGGCCUCAGAACAGCAGGAAAGUCCUGGGACCAUCUGGGCCAGGAGUCCCAACAAUGAGCCUACUCAACACCUCCAGGCCUACGACAGAAGGCAGCCCUCCAAACCUGCCGAUCUUGCUGCCGCCUUCCAGCACCUUCCCUGAGGCCAUCAGUCUGCUCCUUCUCCCUGAGGAGCUAGAGCUGCUGUCUGAGUCAAUGGUGGAGUCCAAGUUUGUGGAGUCCUUGAACCCACCAGCUUUCUAUACCUUCCUCACUCCUGAUGAAGAUGGAAGCCCACGUUGGGAUGGCGAUUCUGAGGAGAUCCUGAGAGGAGCUGGAGGCAGCAUGGAAUCCCAGGGAAAUUCUGUGGGGCUAGCAAAAGGCACGUCUCCAAGCAUAUUCACCUUCUCCUCCUCAGUGGAUGGGGACCCCCACUUUGUGAUCCACAUCCCACGCUCAGAAGAGAGGAUCUGCUUCACACUAGAUGGGCGCCCAGGGGACCUGCUGCAGCUCAUAGAGGACCCGAAGACAGGGCUGCAUGUGACUGGGAAGCUGCUCGGGGCACCAUCAAGGCCAGGCCACAAGAACCAGACCCGCACCUACUUCCAGAUCAUCACAGUCACUACAGGCAAACCCCAGGCCUACACCAUCAUCAUCAGCCGCAGUUCCAUAUCUGUGCGAGGUGAGGGUACCUUGCGCCUGUCCUGGGACCAGCCUGCCCUGCUGCGGAGGCCCCACCUGAAGCUCCAUAUGGCUGCUGCAGGCCGCCUCACCCUACGCCUUGGGCCAUACCUUGAGUUCCUAGUCCUCAGGCAUCGCUACAGACACCCCAGCACCCUGCAACUAUCCCACCUGGGGUUCUACGUGGUCAAUGGCUCUGGCCUCAGCCCCUCGGCCCGUGGACUGAUGGGGCAGUUCCAGAACGCAGAUAUCUGGCUGGCAACAGGGCCUACGGGGCCAUGCCUGCGGAGGCCCCAUGGCCCAGAUGUGCCUGUGCUUCUAGGCAAGAGGCUGCUGAAGGAUUCACCAAGGCUGCUGCCCCGGUGGGCUUCCUGCUGGCUGGUGAAGCGUUCUCAUGUAGAGCAGCUACUGGGCCACCCCUAUUUGGCCUAUGUCCUGUAAUGGCUCUUGAGCUCCAGAGCC
Molecule: messenger RNA, 3966 nt
Organism: Lemur catta (Ring-tailed lemur)
Lineage: Eukaryota; Metazoa; Chordata; Mammalia; Primates; Lemuridae
Gene: ITIH6
Product: inter-alpha-trypsin inhibitor heavy chain family member 6
Exons: 13
Coding region: 1-3945 (1314 amino acids)
Biological process (GO): hyaluronan metabolic process
Molecular function (GO): serine-type endopeptidase inhibitor activity
Source: RefSeq, a predicted model, not a curated record